This is a messenger RNA of Eimeria maxima, 675 nucleotides long. Its product is annotated as ran-specific GTPase-activating protein, putative. The coding region runs from base 1 to 675 and encodes 224 amino acids. The record is from RefSeq and is a predicted model, not a curated record. Gene Ontology annotation, cellular component: nuclear pore; cytoplasm. The transcript is spliced from 4 exons. Gene Ontology annotation, molecular function: GTPase activator activity. Gene Ontology annotation, biological process: intracellular transport. Lineage: Eukaryota; Apicomplexa; Conoidasida; Eucoccidiorida; Eimeriidae.
AUGGCAGACAAAGAGGAGUGCGCUGCGCCUGCCGCCCCCAACAACGAGGAGGACGACGUGGCCAAUCUUGAACAAGAAGUUACAGAAGGAAACUGGACUCGUCCAGAAGUUGAAGUUCAUGAAGUGAAGGUUGAGACAGGAGAAGAGGAUGAAGAAACCUUUUGGAAAUGCCGUUCUAAGUUAUACAGAUGGGCUGGUAGCGAAUGGAAGGAGAGGGGUCUGGGGGAGGCAAAGUUGCUACAGCAUAAGGAAACAAAGAAGAUCCGCUUCCUGUUGAGACAGGAAAAGACACUCAAGAUCGUAGCCAACCACUACGUUGUUGCGACAGACGUCUACUGCAAAUUGACCCCCAAUGUCAGUUCGGAGAAGAUAUGGGUGUGGACAGUUAUGGAUUUCGCGGAGGGGGAAUUGAAGAAUGAGCAGUUUGCCCUCAAGUUUGGCCAAGUUGAACAGGCCAAGGAGUUUAAAGAGAAGUUCGAGGAGGCGGCGACAAUAAACGCAAAGUUAUUUGGUAUUGAGGAGAGUGGCAGCAAGGAGGGGGAGAAAGCUGAAAAGAAAGAAGGUAGCGACGAAAAGACGGAGAAGGAUGCAGAAAAGGCCGACAAAGAAAGCAAAUCAACAGAAGCCGGGAAGACCGAAACAUCUGAAGAGUCAAAAGACAAGGAAAAAGCCUGA